Molecule: messenger RNA, 9657 nt
Organism: Knipowitschia caucasica
Lineage: Eukaryota; Metazoa; Chordata; Actinopteri; Gobiiformes; Gobiidae
Source: the annotation of a GenBank genome assembly
AUGAAAAUACACAAGAAGGACAAGCAGCAGAUGUUCAGUGGUCUCCUAAAGCACACUCCGCCUCCAGCUCUAGCUGCCAGCUCUGCCUCGUCUUCACCCUCCUCCUCCUUAGACCAAAAUCACCACGAGACACAGCAGCCCUCGCAAAACCCAUUACCCGCCAUCCCACGUCACUUGGUCGUGGGCCCCAAAGACCAGCUUCGCCUCCUAACCCCAGUAGAUGAUGACGAUGGCGGUGGGGGUAGGGUUAAGAAGAAACGGAAGAAAAAAGACAAGCGUGACAAAGCUGCGGAUGUAGGCGACGAGCAGAAAGGCGGCGGUAAACCAAAGAGACGCAAAGAAGAGAAGGAGCGGGGCCCGGCAGUGCUGGUGCUGAGUCCCAGGAAGAGCAAACAGCCCAAGGAUGGGAAGGAGAGGAAGGAGAGGAAGUUUAAAAAAAAGGACGCCAGAAAGGACAAUGGGGCGGGGGUUAUUCACGUGAACACAGUAGGGGCUGGGGUGACUGUGGCUCCCAUUAAAAUACCUGGGAAAAGAGGACGCAAACCCAAGAUCAAGAUCCUACCUCCAAUACCGCCAAGUCAAGGUGUUCCUUCUCCUCCUGUCCUGUCCACCAAAGUGUCUGGACACCUUCAGGCCUCUCCAGUAAAGGGCAAUGGUCCGGCCCACAACUAUGCUCCCCCCUCUGCCCCCAAGCAGCGCGGACGCAAGCCAAAAGUGGCGGGUUCUAUGCCAGUGGAGAAGAAGAAGAAGGGGAAGAGGAGAAAGGAGGAGGUGCUACAGGAGGUGGUGGAGAGCGAUGACACCACCUCCACAUCGGGCCUGACUGUGGGGGGAGAGGACAGCCAGGACCCUCUAGACAGCAGUAAGCGACGUUCCGGGCGCCAGGUGAAGAGGAGGAAAUACAAUGAGGAUCUGGAUUUUAAAGUGGUGGACGAUGACGGGGAGACCAUUGCGGUGCUCGGAGCCGGCCGGAUCUCAGCGCUCAACGCUACGGCUUUGGCCUGGCAGGCAGAGGAGCCACCGGAGGAUGAGGCCAACAUCAUUGAAAAAAUUCUUUCUGUCAGACCGCUGAAGAAGGAGACACUGCCAGACGACCAAUCAGACGAGCCGGAGGAGUUCUACGUCAAAUACAGAAAUUUUUCGUACAUGCACUGUAAGUGGGCCACUCUGGAGGAGCUGGAGAAGGACCCAAGGAUCCACCAGAAAAUCAAACGCUUCAGGACCAAACAGGCCCAAACCAAGCACAUCUUCACUGAGCCUGAUGAGGAUUUGUUUAAUCCUGACUAUGUGGAGGUGGACCGAGUGCUGGAGGUGGCUGUUACCACGGACACAGAGACUGGAGAGGAAGUGACCCACUAUCUGGUGAAGUGGUGCAGCCUGUCGUAUGAAGAGGCCACGUGGGAGCUGCAGGAGGAUCUGGACCCAGAGAAAAUCAAAGAGUUCCAGGAGAUCCAGAAGCCGCCGCCAGAACUCCGACAUGUGGAGCGCCCCUCUCCAGAGAAGUGGCAGAAGUUGGAGCGUUCCAGAGAUUAUCGGAAUGGGAACCAGCUACGGGAGUACCAGCUGGAGGGCAUGAACUGGCUCCUCUUCAACUGGUACAACAGGAAAAACUGCAUCUUAGCUGACGAGAUGGGUUUGGGCAAGACCAUCCAGUCCAUCACAUUCCUGUACGAGAUGUUCAACCUUGGCAUCAGGGGGCCCUUCCUCAUCAUCGCCCCCCUGUCCACCAUCACAAACUGGGAAAGGGAGUUUAGGACGUGGACCCAUUUGAACGUGAUUGUCUACCAUGGCUCACAGAUCAGCCGGCAGAUGAUCCUGCAGUAUGAGAUGUUCUACAGGGAUGCUCAGGGUAACACAAUUCCGGGGGGGCUGAAGUUCCAUGGGCUGAUCACCACCUUUGAGAUGAUCAUGGCCGACUGUCCGGAGUUGAAGAAGCUCAACUGGAGAUGUGUUGUGAUCGAUGAGGCGCACCGACUCAAGAACAGAAACUGCAAACUCCUGGAGGGCCUCAAACUCAUGAACCUGGAGCACAAGGUUCUCCUGACCGGGACGCCUCUCCAAAACUCUGUGGAGGAACUAUUCUCACUCCUCAAUUUCCUGGAGCCACAGCAAUUUCCCUCCGAGAGCACCUUCUUAGAAGAGUUUGGAGACCUCAAGACAGAAGAGCAGGUGAAGAAGCUCCAAGCCAUUCUGAAGCCCAUGAUGCUGAGGAGGCUGAAGGAUGAUGUGGAGAAGAACCUGGCACCCAAAGAGGAGACCAUCAUUGAGGUGGAGUUGACCAACAUUCAAAAGAAGUAUUACCGAGCUAUCCUGGAGAAGAACUUCUCGUUUCUGUCUAAAGGAGCCAAUCAGCACAACAUGCCCAACCUCAUCAACACCAUGAUGGAGCUGCGCAAGUGCUGCAAUCACCCCUAUCUCAUCACAGGAGCUGAGGAGAAGAUUUUGGAGAGUUUCCGUAAGUACCACAGCCCCGACGCCCCGGACUUCCAGCUCCAGGCGAUGAUCCAGGCGGCUGGCAAACUGGUGCUCAUCGACAAACUGCUGCCCAAGCUGCUGUCGGGGGGGCACAAGGUCCUGGUCUUCAGUCAGAUGGUGCGCUGCCUGGACAUCCUGGAGGACUACCUCAUACAGAGACGUUACACGUACGAACGCAUUGACGGCCGUGUGCGAGGGAACAUGCGGCAGGCGGCCAUCGAUCGCUUCUGUAAACCCGACUCAGAUCGCUUUGUCUUCCUGCUCUGCACCAGGGCUGGGGGGCUGGGCAUCAACCUGACAGCGGCCGAUACAUGCAUCAUUUUUGACUCCGACUGGAACCCACAAAACGACCUGCAGGCCCAGGCACGCUGUCAUCGAAUCGGUCAGAGCAAAGCUGUGAAAGUGUACCGCCUCAUCACUAGGAAUUCCUACGAGAGAGAGAUGUUUGACAAGGCCAGCCUCAAACUGGGAUUGGACAAGGCUGUGCUCCAGGACAUCAACCGCAAAGGGAGCCUCAAUGGGGUGCAGCAGUUGUCCAAGUUGGAGGUCGAGGACCUGCUGAAGAAGGGGGCCUACGGAGCUCUGAUGGACGAGGAGGACGAAGGCUCCAAGUUCUGUGAGGAGGACAUCGACCAAAUCCUUCAGAGGAGAACCCAGACCAUCACCAUCCAGUCUGAGGGCAAAGGCUCCACGUUUGCCAAGGCCAGUUUUGUGUCGUCUGGAAACCGGACGGACAUUUCUCUGGAUGACCCCAACUUCUGGCAGAAAUGGGCCAAGAUUGCAGAGGUGGAGAUCGACUCUAGGUCUGAGAAGGAGUCUUUGGUGAUCGACACACCACGGAUUCGGAAGCAGACGCGUCACUAUAACUCGUUCGAGGACGACGAGCUGAUGGAGUUCUCUGAGCUGGACAGUGACAGCGAAGACCGGCCAUGCAGGACCAGGAGGAUGGGAGAGCGGGGCCGGAGAUACCUGAGAGCUGAGUGCUUCAGAGUGGAGAAGAACCUGCUCAUAUUUGGCUGGGGUCGAUGGAAGGACAUCCUAAACCACGGCCGAUUCAAAUGGCAUCUCGCAGAGAGGGACAUGGAGGUGAUUUGCCGGGCUUUGCUGGUUUACUGCCUCAAACACUAUAAAGGAGACGACAAGAUCAAGAGCUUCAUCUGGGACCUGAUCGCUCCCACCAAGGAUGGACGAGAAGACCACACACUGCUCAACCAUUCCGGAUUGUUGGCUCCGGUUCCUCGCGGGAGGAAGGGGAAGAAGAUGAAGAGCCAGGGGAGCGGAGAGGUACAGAGCGCAGACUGGCUGGUCCACUGUAACCCUGAGAUCGUGCUGCAGGAUGAGAGCUACAAGAAACACCUCAAACAGCACUGCAACAAGGUUUUGUUGCGGGUGCGAAUGUUGUACUACCUGAAGGUGGAGGUGCUGGGGGAGGCAGCCACUCAGGCCCUGGAGGGGGUUCCUGCCAGUAAACUGGAGGUCACACUCCCUGACAUUGACUACAUUGAGAUCCCUGCCUCGUGGUGGGACGUUGACGCUGAUAAGUCCCUGCUCAUCGGAGUCCAUAAACAUGGUUAUGAGCGGUACAAUGCCAUGCGGGCGGACCCAGAGCUGUGCUUCUUGGAGCGCGUGGGAAUGCCUGACGUCACAGCAUUGUCCCAGGAGCAGGGAGGAGCAGAGGCCAGUGCAGACAUGGCAGACAGCUGCAAAACUGAGGAGGCGAAGGAGGACACCGAGAGCAAAGCAGAAGGAGGAGUGGAGCGCGAAGAGACCGAAAAGGGAGGAGAGGAGAGCAGCUCCACUACAAACACCUCUGAAAAACCAGACAGUACAGCCCUGGAACUCCCUCCAGCUCCAGACUCCCAGACCCAGCUGUCCUUAGACCUAAGUGCUCAAGAUGCCACCCUUGUCACCACGACAACCACCGGCUCUGGGAUGGGUGUGGCUGCUCUCCAGUUGGUGCAGACACGCCCCCUGUGGCCCUCUGGUCCCGCCCUCACGGCCCGACUAAGGCGUCUGAUCACGUCCUACCAGAGGUUCACGCUGCGCCGUGAACCGAUGCUUCGUCAUGACUUCUUGCUGCACGACGGCCUGGUCGCCAUGGGAAUGGGAGGAGGGGCGGGGCAUCACGGACACUUGUCCUGGCAACUGGGGGAGGAGCUGCGCAGGUGUACCGUGGUGCCGACAGAAGCCGAUCCACUCUUUUUAGAGUGGCAGAGAAGAUGGACGCGUCGUGAACAGGCUGACUUCUACAGGACCAUAUCGUCAUUCGGGGUGGUAUUUGACCCUGAGAGGAAAGUGUAUGACUGGUCCCAGUUCAGAGCGUUGGCCCGGCUGGAGCGGAAGACCGACGAGAGCUUAGAGAGAUACUUCAACUCUUUUGUGCACAUGUGCCGCACGGCCUGCAAACUCCCCCCCAGGAAGGAGGAAGGUUUAGUGGACCCUGCUCUUGUUGUGGAACCACUCACUGAAGAGAGAGCGGCAAGAACGUUGUACCGAAUUGAACUGCUGCGGAAGAUCCGGGAGCAGGUUCUGCGACACCCCCUCCUCUCCUCGCGCCUUCAGCUGUGCCGACCCUCGCUCUACCUGCCUGUGUGGUGGGAGUCUGGGAAGCACGACCGCGACCUGCUACUGGGCGCGGCCAGGCACGGGCUCAGCCGCACAGACUUCUACAUCCUCAACGAUCCACAGCUCACCUUCCUAGAGGCGCACCGCAACUACGUCCGAGGCCACCCCAGCCACCAUCACCACGCAGGGAUGUCCUCGCACCCUGGCAUGCCUCCCACCUCCGCUCAGAUACCCCACUGCUGCAUGUACGACUCGGGCAUCCAGCCACCAGACUAUCACCAUCAGACCCACCAGCAUCACGCAGUGCCUUCGCCCGCUCAGCCUUUGGACCCUCACGAGCCAGCGCAGACUGGCCUUGGGAUGCCUGGUGCGCGGACGGCUGACUUCAUGGAUUGUCCCUCUCUAGAUGAGUCCCUGGAGCUGGGAUCUCUACAGCAUGAUGCAGACGCCCUACAUGGAGGGAAAGGCUCCAAAGAUGCCCUCAACGGGUUCCCCUUUAACUCUGCGGCCGGGGGACAGAGCAUGCUGAACUCAUACGGUGUGGGCGCUGCCGAUCUGGGCUCCAAGCUGAGGAGCGAUGUGCUGGUGGGGGAACAGGGGUCCUCUGAGGAGAGCGGACUUAUGGCCCCGUCUGUAGAGCUCAACCACAUACAGGCUCCGUGGGACACCACAGAGGCCUCUAGCCCGGCCCACCACAUGUUCAACGAGUCGGACCCCAUCCUGGGCCCGUCUGGCCUGGAGCCGGGCUUCCUGGAGGAGGAUGAGGAGGACACCAGGGGGGCAGACAGAGCGGAGGAGGGAGCCACGCUGGAGGAGUGUCUGGGACUGCCCCCCUCUGCCUCCCCCUCUCACACGUCAGCUGGGGACGCCUCUACAUACAUGCUGUUUAAGGAUAUUGGCGUCACAGAGGAACCCAGCGCAGAUCAAACCGACCUAUCAGUGAGCCCUCCACCGCCUUAUGUCCCACCCACUCCACUGUCUCUUUCUGACAUCACGGAGCAUGGAACGCAGGAUGGGCUAGACCGCAGCGACGUGUCCCACGCCACUGAGGAGGGGGAGGGGCAAGACGCAGUCGCCGGCUUCCCUUUUGACGGGAAGGACAAGGAGGAGGAGAUGCAGAGAAAUGGCGACAGCGAGCACAUGGACACUGAAGGAGGCACAGACCCGGUUAUGAUGAUGGAUGUGUCUGGGGACCUUCAAGGCACUUACAGCGAGACGGUAGACCCCUUUUUGGGCAAGCUGGACCAGGACACCUCUCUAGCCUGUUCUGAGUCCUUGGGGGAACCUGGAGAGGAUGUGGACCAAAUCAUUCUGUACCAGGCCAUGGAGACCGGGAACUCCCUCAAUACAGACGUCCUGAUGGACAACGCCACAGACAACUUUUUGGAAACGCCCAAUAUUCAGAAGGAAUGUAUCAUGCAGAACAACAUAGAAGCAGUUUCAGCAGGGAAACCGGAUCCGGUGUCGCUGAUGGAAGUCCAGAUGCUGCAGCCCGAUGAAGACGGCAGAGAGAAGGCAGUCAAAGAAAGUGAAAAUUCUCAAACCAACACGCAGCCAAGCGAUGAUGGCGUCCAAGUCAAAAGCGAAGCAACUGCUGACGAAGAUGUCAAAAGCGAAGCAGCUGUUGACGAAGUCGUCAGAAGCAGCUUUGAAAACAAAAUCAAACCACACCCAUCACUUUUCCAGAAGAGUACAGAUUUUUCAAACUUCCUCGCAAAUGAGGAAGUUGAGAAGAAGCCACAGCAUCUGCUGAUCAAAAUGGAGCAUGCUAAGGAAGAAGAGGUGUUGGUAAGAUUGGCUGAUGCUACGGAGGAGAAAACACUUGUUUGUUUGGUGAAAGAAGAAAUGUCGACCAAAAGUAAGCAGCUAGACAUUCCGAUCAAGGAUGAAGGCAUACCAGAAAACCUGUCCUUAAAACAGGAAAGCAUAGACAAUCAGGUAUAUUCAGAUGAAAUCAAAAGCGAAACCAAGCCCUUUGAGUUUCAACCUUCCUUCACCGAAGUGAAAGCUGAAGCAAAAGCAGAAGACUUGUCGAUGAUUACAGAUAGUGUGAAAUUGGAGGUGAAGACAGAGGGGCUGGAGCUGUGUGCCGAUGGUAGGCCGGUGAAAGCAGAGCCUGGAGUGGAGGGCCUGGAGACGGGCAAAGAGGAAGCUAAGCAGGUGCCGGCAGAAGCCGACAGCACGGUGGUGACACCCAGGACGGAGCUUGCUGAAGGAGCAGAAGGACCGGAGAACUUCUGCAAAAGCCAAGGGAAGGAGGAGCGGAUCCAUACGCCAGUAGGCAGUCCCCGGUUUGCCACCCCCAUGUCCAUGUGUGACGUCCCAGAAAGUCUGCACGAGUGCAGGGAGCGGGAGCCCACCAUCGCCCAGCUGCUCCAAGAGAAGGCCCUCUACUCCUUCUCCGAGUGGCCCAAGGACCGCGUAAUAAUAAACCGUCUGGACUCGGUUUGCCACGCCAUCCUCAAGGGGAAGUGGCCCUCCUCCAACGAGCAGUAUGACUCUCCUGCUAACGCCAGCCUGGCUAACAGCUUAGCUCAGCAGAGGGCGGGCUUCCUGUCCUCCUCCCCAGCAUCUGCACCAGGACAGGCCCGGGUCCAUGCUCCAGGGGCCGGCCUGAGCUUCCCCCUGCCUCCUCCCUUGACCAGGCUCCCCAAGUUUGUGUCGCGGGGCGGGGCAGUCGGGAGGGGCGGAGCGUGGCGCCUCACCUCGUUGCCUCUGUUGCAGGAGAGGCUGGUGGCUCCUCCCUACCUGCCCGAGCUCAAGCGAGGGGGAGCACGCCGGCCUUUUGACUAUGAAGCCGCUGCCAAAGCUCUAACCGGUAAGAUGACCCCCGGCAACGAGAAAUCGGGAAGUCCACAUUGCCCGCUGCCCUUGCUGAUGAACGGCUGGCAGGAGACGGCCAUGGAUCUGACCAAGUCUUCCGGAGGCGGCCAGGAGGAGGGCGCCAAGAAAGCAGCGCAGCCCCCCAUCUCCGCACCUCUGCCCGGACUGGACAUAACAGGGAUCCUGCAGGCUGGCCUCAUACAUCCAGUGACAGGGCAGAUCGUGAAUGGCAGCAUGCGGGGGGACGAGGCUCUGCGGAGGAGGAGGGGCCGUAGGAGGAAUGUGGAGGCCCUGUACUCUGAGUUCACCAAGGGGAGAGGGCUGCCGGCCGAGUCACAGGCCCGUGUGGAGGCUAUCAGCCACUCGGCCGUGUCCUCAUCCACCUCCUCCCCGUCCCCUUCCCCAUCGGAGCGCCCUGCUGGCUCCUCCACCCCCACCCCACCCACUCAUACCCCCCCACAGCCUGAGAUCGUGGCCAUAGACCGUGAGGCCGCCAGCAAAGGUCUGAUCGAGUGGCUCCGGCAAAACCCUGGAUACAGUAUGGAACUGCCUGCGUUCGCCCACACUCCAGGAGCCAGUGUGCUGCAUGGGUUCAUUGAGCGUCCCAAACAGAGGCGGCACCGCUGCAAAGACCCCUCCAAACUGGACGUAAACUCUCUGACCGGAGAGGAACGUGUGCCUGUGGUGCAUCGCGGGACAGGGCGCAGGCUUGGGGGUGCUAUGGCUCCUGCCAUAAAGGAGCUGUCCCGCUGGCUGGACGCUAACACAGAGUACUUUGUGGCUCCAGACUGGUCCGACGUUGUCAAACACUCUGGUUACUUACCCGAGGGGAAGUUCUCUCGCAUCCUGACUGAACCAGUGAACCGGGACGCAGCCAGGCGGCGUGGCCGCCGCCCCCGUAGCGAAAUGCCCAAACCCCUGCUGUCGGUGUCGGACGCCCCCCCCACCACCCUCGGCCCCCCGAUCUUCAUGAACGGUGGUCUCAUCGGCAGCAUGGACACAAUGGUGGCUAUGCAGAACUUGCGAGGAGCCACCAUCCCUGGUCUGCCCAUCUCUGGUGUCAUGGCGGCGGGCUUUCCCCACGGCUUCCCUGGGGCUUCUUCAUCUUCGGAAGACGCUAAAAACGGACUGAGCAUGCUACCGAUGAUGCUGCACGGAAUACCUCAUGGGGCUACUAUUCCGCAACACGCUAUGCUAAGUGUAGGUAUGAUGGCGCACGCUCCACCCACUAAAACGAACCAAUCCGACUCGGCUAGCCCUAAUUCUUCAUCUGCUGAGAAGGAAUUGUCUAGUGCAAAUGAAAAGGAUAAAAGCAAAGACGAAAGCAGCGACGUGAGUAAAAAAUCCCCGACAACCUCAGCGGCAGCAAUAGUGGAACAAGCUGCCAUUAUAACAUCCACCAGCAGGGGGCACAUAGGCACGGCACACAGCAGUCACCUGACGUUUAACCCUUUCCUAAUCCCGGGAAUGUCGCACGGCCUGCUCUACCCGCACAUGUUCCUGCCGCACGGGGGCAUCAUGGCACUGCCAGCCAUGCCACCCGGAGCUGUGGACGGCGUCCCCCCGGGAAGUCCCAAGAGGAGGCGCAAGAAGGAGGACGAGAUGGGAGACGAAGGCAAGGAACUUAAAGCUGGCACAAGCUCGCAGCCGCUCUCCCAGACGCCUCCUCCCGCAGAGAAUAAAGGCAAAACACAGGAGAGCCAGGACUCGCAAGAGGAUGCCGCGUUGUCGGGAGAUGCGCAAAAGCAGGAGGUGGCGGAGGAGCAGAGACAAGCCAACGGAGAGGAAGGCUGA